Branchiostoma belcheri (Belcher's lancelet) is the source of this 1954-nucleotide messenger RNA. RefSeq names its product zinc finger and BTB domain-containing protein 5-like. Lineage: Eukaryota; Metazoa; Chordata; Leptocardii; Amphioxiformes; Branchiostomatidae. The record is from RefSeq and is a predicted model, not a curated record. Gene Ontology annotation, molecular function: DNA-binding transcription factor activity, RNA polymerase II-specific; protein binding; RNA polymerase II cis-regulatory region sequence-specific DNA binding. Bases 190 to 1863 code for a protein of 557 amino acids. The transcript is spliced from 8 exons. Gene Ontology annotation, biological process: regulation of transcription by RNA polymerase II.
UGACAUGGUUCUAAACCGGGCAAUGAAUGAAACUCCAAAACACGGUCAUGAAAUAUACGCCGUGUGUCUGAUUGUUUUAGUCUGACUGGGCAACAAAUUGGAGGUAAACAUGGCAAGACUGAUUCACUAUGACGACCACGCCAUCAAGGUUCUUCAGUACUUGGAUCACCAGCGUAGAGCUGGAAAAGCAUGACAUGCAACAUAACGGUCAAGAUAGAAGGCAGAUAUUUUCCCGCACACAAAAUCAUCCUCUGUGCUUCAUCCGGAUACUUCGAGACCCUGUUCAAAGCGCAAACGGGAGAAACAAGAGAGGUAGAACUUUCAGGGUUGACGACGCAAGGUUUCUCCGCCAUGUUGGAAAUGAUGUACGCGUCUCAAGUUCAGAUUUCUACUUCAAACGUGAUGGAGGUACAAGUGGCGGCCAGUUACCUGCAUGUCAUGGACGUCGUGGCGGACUGUACGCAAUUCCUCACGAACAGCCUCGCGUCAGGGCACAUGAUGAGUAACAUCAUGGCAGAACGUGUGCUACAGUACCCCUCCCACCCUGCCAGAGUACUGCAACACCUGGACUCACUCCGCAAGGAACACCCUUCCUCAUGUGACAUUACCAUCAUUGUCAAGGACAAAUCCUUCCCCGCACACAAAUUCAUACUCAUGGCAUCCUCCGGAUAUUUACAAACAGUCCUAAGUGGUAAACAAAACAUAGAUGAGAUUGAGUUACAAGGGCUUGCACCAGAAGGGCUUUCCGCCAUAUUGGAUAUGAUGUACACAUCGCAGCUGCAGCUGACCGCGAAGAACGUUAUUGACGUACAAGUGACAGCGAGCUAUCUCCAUAUGAUGGACAUGGUCGCAGACUGUACGCAGUUUUUAACCGAGUGCAUCGCAUCGGGUUGUAUGACAAAUAAUCACAUCGCAGGCAGAGAUUGUGAACUCAAACACGGGAUUGCCAACCCCAACUCAGAGACUGGAAGCUUGUAUCAGUUAGCAACAACUGAAAAAUCCAAACACAACACUGAUAAUCCAAAUAAAAGUUCAUCUGACAGGUCCACAGUACAUGAAGCACCAUCUCCAGUACAGCAAAAUUGGGCCUUUAGUUCAAAUUCUUCAAACCACUCUAAUAACUCUGAGAGUGAAGUUGUCAUUGUGAAGAGAGAGUCUGAGGAUUUGGAAGAUGUGAGGACAUCUGAGGGCCAAACCCAGCAACAGACAAAUGCUCUGUACUUUGAAGAAGUCUAUAUGGACAGUAGAGGAGUUGGUAGUAGUGAAAGGGAACAGAGUCAGGCAUUACCAGUGUCAAACAUUCAUGGAAAUGACUGUCAUCAACAAGGACAGGGAAUACAGGAACUUCAAACUAAAAUAGCAUUUUCAGACAGUUCAGGUAUGUGUGGAGUCCUGACCCCACCCCAGAACCAGUUCCAGAGCCGGCUGUGUCAGCAGGAGUGUGACAUCAUGCACUACAGCAGGGAACACAUGCUGGACAAACAUGGCACCAACAACCUCGCCAGGAACUGGUUCAGGAGAGUGGUGAGAGAAACAGUGAACCUGUACCAAAUAACAGGCCUGAGAAGUGUGCACAUUGAUGAUGCAAUGAAGGAGGUGUUUCGUCGCUGCCCAUCCCUGAACCCAGAUGAUGUCUGGGACAUCCGCCGACAGUUCAGGAAUUUUAUUUCCAACAAGACUGGACAUCUUAGCAGGAAGGAAAGAGGGUACUUGGUACCAUCCAGAAGAGGGGGAGGCCAGAGAAGGACCCAGGACACCCCCCUGUCCCCUGCAAGUAGUACGUCCUCAGCCAACGUCCCUUCAGGAGGGGAGGACAGCAUGGAACCUCAUGAACAAGAAGAUUUGGAGUCUAGUGAAGGUUGAUGGAGGGAUGCCACAAGCUUUACGAUGUGCUCCAAGGCUGCAGCUGGUCAUCAAAAACUAGUGCAACCUCUUUUUAUAUCCUACAUGGCCA